Messenger RNA from Linnemannia hyalina, 2181 nucleotides. NCBI's taxonomy places the organism in Eukaryota, Fungi, Mortierellomycota, Mortierellomycetes, Mortierellales, Mortierellaceae. The record is from the annotation of a GenBank genome assembly.
AUGACCAGACCCGCUCUCAAGCCUGUUGGCACACCUACUCCCUCCGGAACGACUGGUACUCCAAGCACAGGCACAGGCAUAGGCGCAACAGGUCUUCAAAGGACGACACCCUCGGUCAGCAGAUUGGCCGGUCAAUUCAACCCAGUCAGUAUCUCGACACAGAAAACGGCCGCCACGACCAACCGAAGUGUAGCAAGCCCUACCUCAACCAUCGCAGCAGCCAAGGCAGCCCUCUUUGAGCGUUCGCAGGCAGCGUCUCCCACCACACCAACUGCAAACCCUCUCCGAACAUCCAUCAGCAGCGUGAGCAGCAUCAGCAGCAUGGGAAGCAGCAACAGUAUCAGCGGCAUGUCAUCCCCUACAACCCCCGUCGCCUCUUCUCCAUUUCGCAAACCGUCCAUUAGCAGUAUCAACGCCGUCCGGGAUGCGCCCUCGCCUACUUCUCAACAGAUCCCUUCGCCCACCUUUCUCCGAAAGACCCCCAUCGGAAGCAUCUUCAACAGAGAUGCCACGAGCACAACAACAACAAAGUCGCCUACCGUUGCUUCUCCUACUACUGCUUCUUUCCCAAAAGCCGCAAGCCCUCCUUCGACCAUCUCGAUUAGAACAAUGGCUGCCCCCCCUGCUCCCUCGAUCGAGGCAAACAAACCAGCUCCACUAGUAGAGACACCUCCUACCUCUGCAACAACGACAUCUGUCGCGACCCCUGUCACCCCCUCGACCCCUAUAACUCUAGCGGGCCUUGCGUCUCCUACUACCCCCAACAUUUCUGAGAAGCAAGAGGCCCUUAUCGACAGCCUAAUGAUUGCUGAGGCCCCUUCGUCCCCUGUCCCUGCCAAGACACCUGAGCCCAAGGCGGUGAAAAUCGAGUUACCUAUUGUCGAGGCAGCACCCAUUGUCGAGGCACCUGCUCCAAAGGUUGCACCCAUUGCCAAGCCUGCACCCAUUGUCGAGGCGCCCGUUGUCGAGGCACCCGUUGUCGAGGCACCGACCAUUGUCGAUGCAUUUGUUGCAGAAGUUACACCCAUUGUCGAAACAGCUCCAAUUGCUGAAGCACCACGUGCAGAACCUCCACUGACUGACGCGCCUGCAUUUGAUCCCAUCACUAUGGAGGCGCCUGUAGCAGUGCAAGAAACCGUUAAGGCGCCCGUUGAGGAGUUUGAGGUUGUUGAGCCCGUUGUGGUUGAAGCUGCCCCCAUCGAUCCAAAUGCUAUUGUCGAGGCCGCUCCAGUCGAGGUCGAAGUCGCUGCUGCACCCAUCCAGGAACCAGUUCUUAUCGAGGAAGCUGCUGCUCCUAUUCACGAGGCCAUUGUUGUGGCUGAAUUUGCAGUUGAGAAAACGAUUGUUGAGCAGGAGGCGGUUGUCGAGGCUGCUACGGUUCAGGAGGUUGCCAUCGUUGCUAUUGCUGAAAAGGAGGUCGUCAUCGAAGCUGUUGAUGAGAAGGGAGUCAAGUCAGAACCUGAGGAGUUGGCUCCAGUCGAGGAACUUGUUGUCGCGCCUGCCCCAGUCGAGGAGGAAACGAAGCUCACACCCGUCCCUUCCGAGAAGGUCAUUAUUGUCCCAGAGUCCGCACCUGUCGAAGAAGUCGUCCAGGCCGCGCCCAUCAAAGAGCCUGUUGUCAAGACUGCGCCCAUCGAGGAACCUAUUGCCGAGGCUAUAUCCAUUCAGGAAACUAUUGUUGAGGCAGAGCCCAUUGAACAACCCAUUUCCGCCGCCGAGUCGACACCCGUCGAGGAAGAGGCCAAGGUUGAGGCUGAGGCUGAGGCAGUGGGACAGCCCCUUGUCAAUGAAACAAAAGACGCCGCUGAGGAACCAAUGAACGAUUUCAAGGCCAUUGCAGAGUCGAUCAGCGAUCAAGUUGUGUUCAGUAAAACCAAAGAGGAGAUGCUCCAGUCGGCUCCUGUCGAGCCAGUCUUGAGCCCUAUCCAUUCAAGCACUGAGUUGCGUGCCAACUCACCCAGUCGAAAGCCUGGCCAUUCUAUGCAGAAGCACGGAGGAGAGAUUGUCAAGGUCACUGGCACUUUUGAUAACUGGCAAGAAUCCAUUGUGCUCAAGAAGGUUCCUUCAACACGGGAUGAGUUCUUCGCGAUUGUUGAGCUGGACAGGACGCAGCAUAUCUGGAUGGCGUAUGGAGGUGCUCGACUGAGUUUGAGACCGAGUACGACUACAAUGGCAACUUAA